AUGACAAAUAGCUCGACUUUUGCUUCAAGUGACAACGAUCAGUAUUCUGCAGCAGUGGAUCAGAUGUAUAUCAAGCCUUUCUACGAAAUGCUUUGGUCUUCCAGCGACAACAUCGAGCUUGAGGAUCCUGCAAACGAUCCUUUUGUUGAUAUUGAUGCCUUUGGCUCGAUUAAAAUGGGAUGCCAAGGAUUGUCUGCGAAGGAAGGGAAAUACAAAGAGAAGGGAAUGUGGAUGUCUCUACACGAGGCUCAAAGCAGAGGCGGGGCUUCUGCCGAGCCCAUUGUGAGGAGGCACCUUAUUGACUUUUGGAAAGACUUUAGCAACGGGGAGGUGUUUUCACUUCCCACGCUUGGGCCCGGAAAAAGCGACAGCAUUCAGAGGAUUUCUGUCGAUGUUGCCAAGCAAGUUAUUGAGGGCGUGUACAACAUCGACUACUUAGUCAUUGAUUGUAGAUUCCCAUAUGAAUUCCAGGGAGGACACAUAGUGAAUGCAGUGAACAUAAGUUCUACCAAGGAGCUAGGCCUCCUUUUCAGAAGGCCAAAGGCUCUAAUCUUCCACUGCGAGUUUUCAUCGAUCAGAGCCCCAAGGCUUGCCCAGUACCUCCGGAACAUGGACAGGAUGAAGAACCCAUAUCCACUGCUGACUAUUCCCGAGGUGUAUGUGAUGGAGGGUGGAUACAGGAAGUUCUACAGCAAGUAUCCUGAUCUGUGCGAUCCAAAGGGAUAUGUGACAAUGGACAGCCUUGACUAUAGAGAUCUGUAUAAAAGAAACAAAUUUAGAUCAAAUAAACGAUACUAG
Molecule: messenger RNA, 798 nt
Organism: Encephalitozoon hellem ATCC 50504
Lineage: Eukaryota; Fungi; Microsporidia; Unikaryonidae
Product: Mitotic phase inducer phosphatase
Exons: 1
Coding region: 1-798 (265 amino acids)
Biological process (GO): G2/M transition of mitotic cell cycle; positive regulation of G2/M transition of mitotic cell cycle; positive regulation of G2/MI transition of meiotic cell cycle
Cellular component (GO): cytoplasm; nucleus
Molecular function (GO): protein tyrosine phosphatase activity
Source: RefSeq, a predicted model, not a curated record